Molecule: messenger RNA, 2950 nt
Organism: Fundulus heteroclitus (mummichog)
Lineage: Eukaryota; Metazoa; Chordata; Actinopteri; Cyprinodontiformes; Fundulidae
Gene: bicdl2l
Product: bicaudal-D-related protein 2-like
Exons: 6
Coding region: 185-1588 (467 amino acids)
Biological process (GO): vesicle transport along microtubule; Golgi to secretory granule transport
Source: RefSeq, a predicted model, not a curated record
GACAUCACAUCAUGUCAUGUUGGAUCCUGUAAGGACGCACGCCGUUCAGGUAAAACUGGUUUGGUCGCAUUGAGACAGCCUUCCUCCCUCCUCCUCGCUUCAAAGCCUUCCUUUUCCAUCUGUGUCUGCGGCUCACAGCGUCUUACAUGGUCUGACUGACGCGUCUUGUUCUCUGAGGGUCAUCAUGGAUUACUCUCAACCGUUCUCGGUGCUCAAUGAGAAGCUGAAACCUCGGCUGAGCUCCAGCGAGCAGCUCCACUCUUCCCUUUGCAGGCUGGAGGAGAAGAAAGUGGACUCCCUCAGGAUCAAAGCCUCCUCGUACUUAACAGCUCUCCUCCAAGAUGAGCCAGACUCACAAAUCUCCAAGGAAGACCCGCAGGAACCUCGAACUACCACGAAACAAGAAGGGUUGUUCGGCGGCGGCCCCGAGGAGGGGCCUUGCUCGGAUCUGCUGCCUUUCAUCAACUCCAGCUUCAGCACUGAUUUUAAGCUCGAGGACGAGGAUGAAGAGGAGCAGGCCAACGACAACAGCAGCGUGACGGCGUCCGAGGAGACGGACAGUGCAAGCGAACUGACCUCGGAGGAGGGAAGAGACUCUGUGAGGUCAGGAGCAGAGGCCAAGGUGCGGGAGAGCCCCUUCCAGAGGUUCUACGCCGACAAGACCCUGCCGGACCUGGUCAACAGCGGCAGGCCGCUCGGCAGACGCAGGACGCUGACGCAUGUCUCAGACACGCUUAAAGAAGUACGCAGGGAAGUGGAGCUGUCCCGCAGGAGGAGCAUCAAGCUAAAGGCUCAGGUGGACAAACUACAGGGGAGCAACGAUGGACCUGGAUGGAGCCAGCACCGAGAGAGGGUCACAGACGAAGUCCUGUCGGUUCUGAGGCUGCUGCACCCGCUGCUAGAGCCAGAGUCCAGCCAGCCUGAGCCCAAACCGGGGGAGAACCGCCUGGAUGCCGCUCUGGUGGAGCUGAAGAAUGUGGCCCGACAACUGGCAAUUAGCCAUACCAAGAAUGACUCCAAAUCUUGGGCGAGUGGAGUCGAGGAGAGCCCUAUCCUGCAGCAGGCUCUGAGGGACAGAGACGACGCCAUAGAGAAGAAGAAGGCGAUGGAGGGCGAGGUGCUCCGGAGCAAGACCGAGCUGAUGAUGCUGAACAACCAGCUGCUGGAGGCGGCACAGAAGCGUCUGGAGCUGUCGCUGGAGCUCGAGGCCUGGAAGGACGACUUUCAGCGCCUCCUCCAGCAGCAGGUCAUGAAUCAGCAUCUGGCGGAGCAGCAGGCCCAGGCCAAGUCGUCUCGCAAGGGCCUCCUGAGGAGAAACAAACAGCCUCUCAUCCAGCGGCCGGCCAACUUCUCACACGCGGCACCCACGCCUCCCACCACCAACUCCAGCGGGAUCUUCGUGAACAAAUCUGCCAACCCUUCUCCUCCAACUUCCGCCAUGCCGUCUCCUCCUCCUGCUUCCAACACACGCACCUGGCGGGACAAGCUGAAGAAGAGCAGGCCUCGCCUCGGACAGCUGGACGGAGCAGAGCAGGAGAAAGAGUGGGGCAGAGGAGACGAUGGCUUCCAGGCGGUUUCGCUCGACUGAAACCGUCAUGACUGUACAGACAUGACAUUUAAAUAAAAAAAAAAAAACAUGCUGCUUAUUUUAAGUUUGAAUGACUGGAGUCCAGUUUGACAGCAGAAAGCCAGUCUCACACGAAUCUGCUGAGCUUUAGGUUUGAAAAGGAGACAAACUCCAAUCCACAGAGACAUGUUUAAUCAGAAAUAACUGCGUAAAGACCAAUACAUUUUCCACAAGAACAAAGAAAUGGGUUCUUCUUUGAUCCAAGGCUGCAAGAACGAAGUUCCUUCUGGGCCGGACGACUCAUAGUUUACAAGAUCUUACGUGCAGAAGUCCAAGGAUGUCCUACUGCACCAAACCGCCCUCAUAUUUCUCUGGCACCACACCAAGGAAAAGGUUCUGCCCAGAAUAUGGGUCAAGAACGAGCUGCAAGAACAGAGUGUCUUUUUGUUCUUGCGGUCCCAGGAGAGAGAACAGAUUUAUGUGGUCUCCCAGAGAAUGCAUUGGUCUUGAGUCUCCAUUCAGCUGCAGAUUCCUGUGUCUGCAGUUUGGAGUUUUAAACCACUUCCAUCAGUUUAAACCAUGAACUGAACUUUCUGAUGGACCAGAAUUUUGUGGCUUACAUUCUCCAGUUUCGUAAAGCUUUUAGCUCGUUCUGAUAUGUCUUUAAUGCUGUGCACUAUUUGUCUUAGAAGUCGGAUUCCGGAUCUGGUUUUCAUAUAUCCACCCGAGGUGAGCUUGAUCCGUUCGCGCUUUGGGAAACCAGUGGGAUUCUCGAAUUGUUGUGUGUAGCAACCAAGCUAACCAUCAUUAGCAAAACAAGCUGAUGACAACAUAUUUUUUUCUCCCUUCUUGUCUGUCAAAUAGUGAAGGAACAUAUUUUCACAGAUGGAUAUCAGACAACCCGUGGUUCAGUUACAACCCAUCAGAAAGGCUAACAAACACCUUUUAUGAUGUUGUGGCACUGGUGGCCUUUAUUUGACAGUAAGCUGAGAGGAAAUGGGGUUAAUAGCGAGCGGCAGACAUGCGGCAAAGCUGCACGAGCCGGGACUCAAACCCUAUACAGCUGUGUCAAAGGCUGAGGCCUCUGUAUGAAGGUCGCCCGGUCUACCUCCUCAACCAUCAUCUCAUGCCAGCAAAAGCUUUCUGAUACCUCCACAGUUUUGGAAGCACAGCAGUCAUAGUGAAUGUGAAUCCAUUUUCCAAGUUGAAAUUCCAACACAAGGGGGCGCUCAUAAGUACACCAAACCAAGUAAACUACUAUGAUCAGCGUACAAAACGUUGUCUUCCAGUCUUCAAUAUUUAAUUUGAUUAUAAGUAGAGGCAUUGUUGCUGUUUGUGUAAAAAAAUUUAAAUAUUUCUAUUUUUUUUUUUACAAACAGCAGG